Cajanus cajan (pigeon pea) is the source of this 2288-nucleotide messenger RNA. Lineage: Eukaryota; Viridiplantae; Streptophyta; Magnoliopsida; Fabales; Fabaceae. The record is from RefSeq and is a predicted model, not a curated record.
UCUACUUUUACUCCUCUAAUCAUUGUGUGGUCUGUGUUUUGCAACUCUUACUAUUAGUCUUCUUCUUAUUCUUACUGUAUAUUUUUUCUAUUUAUUAUUAUUUACCCUCUUUCUUUUUCUCCAUUUUUUUAAAAAAUUCUUUUGCCAAUAUGAGUUUUGUUUCAUAUUAAAAGUUUGCCCUUUAAUCGUGGAGUGUAUGAUUUAUGUGUUCUUAUUUUACUGUUGUAUGCAUUACAUGUUACUUGGGGUUGGAAAGUUUGUUCCUUUCAAAAAUGUUUACAACGUGUGCUUUAAUGGGUAUUCAUUAUUUGUUUUAGGGUAAGUCGGCGGGAAGUUUGCUUUUGUGACACUUCAUUUCCUACAAAAACUUCAUUUUUGAUUGGAAAGGUGUUUAUAAAUGGAUGCUUCAAAAUCCUUUGCGAGAAGACACGAAGAACGGUCCCUUACUCCAUCAUCAGCCUCUGUGAAACACAGGAAGGUGAAACAAGCAUUGGUGACACUUAGGAACUUGUUUCACAAACUAAUGCAUCAAUACAAUGCAGACCAACCCGGAAAUUCGAAGGGUAAAACAGAAGUUCUGGUGGAAGCAGCAAUGAUAAUGCAAAGAGAGCAUCAAUGGGAGAACACUAGAAAGAUUGUGGGACAUGUAUCAGGAAUUGAAGUUGGUGAUCGGUUUCAAUACAGGGCUGAACUUAAUGUUAUUGGCCUCCAUCGACAAUUUUCAAAUGGCAUUGAUUAUAUGUCUAAGGGGAGUAGUUCAUUGGCCACCAGCGUAGUUGUAACCAAUCGAUAUGAUAAUGUUCGUUGGAAAUCUGGUAUGGUGGUUUACAUAGGUCAUGGAGGAGGAAAUCCUAAUGUGAAGAGUAAUGUUUCAUUUCAUGAUCAAAAGUUGGAAAGAGGAAAUUUGGCUUUGAAGAAUAGUAUGGAUGCUAAAAGUCCGGUGAGGGUUAUAUUGAAGGUUGAAGAAAAAUUUAAUGUUGUGGACAAUUACACUGACAGUAGUUCUAACUUCUCAUAUGUUUAUGAUGGCUUGUACUUUGUGGAUACAAUGAUACAGGAAAGAGGAAGAAGUGGAAAGUUUGUGUUCAAGUUUAUACUGAAGAGAAUGUUAGAACAACCCCAAACUUGUGUUGCUCUUAAGGGUGAUGUUAUGGACAAUGCUGGCAAUUCAGGGACAUUUGCAAGAAUUACUCCCAACAAAAGACACAAAUCUAGAGGAUGUUUAGUUCAAAAGGAUGUUGUUCGAAUAAAUGAUAUUUCAGAAGGAAAAGAAAAAUUUCCUAUUCGGGUGGUGACACCGAAGGAUUGUGUUCAGAUACUUCCAUCCUUCAAUUACAUAGUUGGUAACAUUUAUUCAGAGGUGUUCACACAGCCAAUUUUAUGUGGAUGUGAUUGUGCAGAUGGAUGUGUGGACCACAAGAAAUGUGCUUGCAAUGUUAAGAAUGGUGGAAGAAUGCCAUAUGAUUGUAACAAAAGACUUGCGUCUCUCAUGGAAUCAUCACUUAUAUAUGAGUGUGGCCCUUCUUGCAGGUGUUCCUCAUCUUGCACCAAUCGAGUUAGUCAGCAUGGUAUUCAGUUCCAACUAGAAAUCUUCAUGACAAAAUUGAAAGGUUGGGGUGUUAGAGCACGCUCAUUCAUCCCCUCCAGAAGCUUUGUAUGUGCAUACCUUGGGGAAGUCCGUAACAACAGACACUGUGAAUCAAGACCAGAUUUUGAUGACUAUAUACUUAAGAUUGGUGUCGGCAAGGGCUUCAUUGAUGCAUCAAGAUGCGGGAACAUUGGAAGAUUUAUAAAUCACAGUUGUUCUCCUAAUCUCAUUGUCAAGGAUGUUACAAAUGAUCACAGUGAUAAGAACCUUCCAUAUAAGGUGCUGUUUGCAGUUAAGGACAUACCUGCUGGUAGAGAGCUGAGUUAUGAUUAUAAUUCCUCCAAGGGAAAGUUUAUGAAGGUUAGGAAUAAUAGUUGCUACUGUGAAGCACGGGAAUGCAAUGGAAAAAUCUACAUUUAAAGUGCAACAAAAUGACACAAGCUGACUGAGGAAUUCAGAAUCUUAUAAUAGUCUAGCAAACUUGUUUGUUGUUGUUGUCACAUUUUGGACUGAUUAGCCCCUACUAACUAGGAUUGACACUGCUUAAUAUUUUGAUAGGGUCUUGUGUAAGAUGUGAUUUAAUCCUUGUUGAAGACUUUGUAGCAAGAUAUGUUGAUAUGCAUAUUUGUAAAAAUCAUUUUCCUCUUUUAUCUUAAUGUAGUAGUAUUCAGCUUAAAGUGUUGUAUGAUAUUCCAUAGUU